Messenger RNA from Lineus longissimus, 3240 nucleotides. RefSeq lists its product as uncharacterized. The transcript has a single exon. Gene Ontology annotation, molecular function: G protein-coupled photoreceptor activity. Lineage: Eukaryota; Metazoa; Nemertea; Pilidiophora; Heteronemertea; Lineidae. Gene Ontology annotation, cellular component: plasma membrane. Bases 512 to 1771 code for a protein of 419 amino acids. Gene Ontology annotation, biological process: cellular response to light stimulus; G protein-coupled receptor signaling pathway; phototransduction. The record is from RefSeq and is a predicted model, not a curated record.
GACAAUGGCAACUGUAGGACAUUUACUUAUGCGCUGUGAGAAUAUGGUAAUAGCGAUAUCUUGACAGUGCUCAGUGGUUGAUAAAACUCUAGUGUGCUGGACUGGCAAGGAUUACGGGGAGAGUCCUUCGGAAUUUUCGCAUACGAUCUAAGAAGAAUUAAUAGAUUCAUUGACAUUAAGCAUCUGAUAAUUCAGGCUUAUAUAUUGGUUGGUAUUCAGCUCAAAGUAUUGAAGAGAUAUUCUUGAUACCUGCCUUGGACGCUUUUACAUCGAGUGAGUAGGUGUAGAAACUUCCACGAAAGUGUCGAGAGAAAUGGAUUAACUAUUUGUCAAUUGUUAACUAAGAUAGUGGAUAAACUGUUCAUUGACCAGAAAAGUAGACAGUUUUACACCCUAUUUGCCUGACUACGUUUCGUAGCCAGCGUACCGCUGGUCCUGUGAUACAAGACAACUUUGGUUCAAGUCUUAUCAUACAUCUUUCGUUGAGUGAAAGACAACACAACUUUUCGCCAUGGAUGUGGUUUACACGGACGGUACGACACCAUUGGUAGUCGGGGCUCUCUUGAUUAUCGUUGUGGUCCUGCCCUGCAUAAUUCUCAACAUACUCUUCCUAGUCAUGUACGGGAAAAGGAAGAGGCUCAGGGUACCUACAAACUUUAUGUUGAUCAGCUUAGUCGCGGUUGAUUUCGUAGCUGUUGUUCUCUGGACGAUAUUCACUGUCCUUUCGGCGUUCAAUACUUCAUCUGCCACGCUGCUGCUCUCCACGGACGCUACUCUCUGUACGAUGCAAGUCGUCAUAUCGACAUGGUACCAACUUAUGAACAUGCACACUUUCGCCAUCUUCUCGAUAGAAAGGGUUCUUCGUUUCUGGAAGCCGACACUUCACGCCGAAUGUUUCUACAACGAUGUGGUGGUCAUAGUCAUGCUGGUGUUCCUGUGGAUCUUCGAGAUCGCCAUGGCCCUGUUCCCUGUCUAUGGAUGGGGCGAGGUUGGCUACCAAGGCCUCGAGUUCCAGUGUGCCUUUGACAACACCAAGGCUGCCAGCAGGAUGAAUGCCAUGUUCAUGUUCAACUAUUGCAUGCCCUUCCUUUUCACUCUCUUCUGCUUCAUAUGCGUAUUCAAGAAAUACAACGAUCUGAAGCGGGAGAUUCACCCAUAUGACGGACCUGAUGCUGACCUUGACUACGGCGAUAAAUUCAAGGAAACCCAGCUAUCCACUAGGAACAACCUCAGCCGGGCUGGCGCAGGGGGCGGCGGUGGAGGUGGGAGAGACUCUUACCUGGGCGAGUCGGACUCUGACGACGAAACCGACUAUAACAAGGUCUUCAGCGUGGUGCCCGUAGGAGAUGACGAUCGCCAAAAGCUGGACGGGAGGCGUGUCCACAAAUACCGCGUCAGGGAUCUCGAUCUUUCAAUCACUGUAAUGAUCGCUUGGAUUUUCUUCAUCCUGCUCUGGCUUAUUUAUAUCAUCGUGCAUUAUAUCUACGUCUAUGACGCCAUCCUGAAGCUUAUCCUCCCUAAUGGUGUUGUGACGGCAGGCAUGUUCCUGUCUCAUUUCACUCUGGUAUCCAAAGUUGUCAUCUAUUUCGCGCACAAUCGGCGGUUCAGGAAGCAUUUGAAAUCUGCGCUUGGCUGCACGAGUAAACCUGCUCCGAAAAAGGAGGUCAACGUCCUGAGGAUACCAAAAGAACCUCAGUAUGCUCGAAAGAACGCUGGUGGUCCCCAAAAUGUUAACAUUUACAGGCGGGAGGGGGUAGAUUAUGACUUCUAAAUAAACUAUGACAGUCGUAAGGAAAGGUUUAUUCAGAAGCAGGCAAGGAUGUUAAAGAAGAAUCCCACCAUUCACGUGUUUGGACGGUGUAAACGAAAGAGACCACUUUGACCAAAAGUGCGGAUUCCUCUUCGUGGUUUGGAUUAGUUCAUCUGAACAGCAUACUUCGCCACAAUAUACUCUGAUGUAAAGUCAUUGGACAUUUCGAAACGGGGUAUCAUUCGUUUUUAAUAAAGCCCUGGUGGCCUGAUAUAUAGAAUGGAUCGAAUUGAGUUGCGUAGAGACGCAAAAGGGUAUAGCCACUCCAGCCGGCUUUUGAACUUGAAAAAUUGUUGGAAUCCAAAGUCAAGGUAUUUGCGCACUGGUAAACGCUUUUGGGCCCGUGUAAUUCUCGUUUGGAGUUACAGAUUUAUGAUUUAGUAGAGUUUAUAUCAUUUUGUUAGAAUUAAAUUAUUUGACUGUAAAUACACCAGAUUCAUAUAGCUAGUAUAAGCCGUAUAUAUCUGACGGGAUUCUCUGACUGUGUUCAAUUUUACUAGAUUUCAUUACAAGUCAAUAUUUUAUCACCAUUGUGCGGUUGAGACUUGUCUUGCCCAGGGACUGGGUGGGAGGCAGUUAUGGGCGGACGGGGCAAGGGUUCACAUUAUGUAGAGCGCGGUGGCAUGCUGGUUAUGACGUCCGACUCUCGAUCAAGGGUCAUAAUCGGGUAUGUUUGUAUACUGAGAAACGAUUAAAUCAUGGUUUUAUUCGUGGAUAAAAUUGUUGGAUCAAGUCGAAAUCCCGUUCAAUUUCAUCUAUAGUAAACCGUUAGCGACAGUGAUCUUGCUGCUGUCGGAACCCUACCUCCCUCUGUUUUAACAGACGCAAAAAAGCGUGCAGGCGUGGUGUCAAGUUCAUUGCUAUAUUCAAGGUUUCGUUUUCGCCAUUUGAAUAACGUUUUAUUUGUAGCGUUUUUAUCGUUUGGAUAAUGAAAUCGAUUUACACCAUGUGUAAAAAAUCGGGGUAAAAAGUCACUCUUAAGUAGAUUGUAAAGUAUAGGUGUAGUAUCACUCCGCCUUUUCAAAUCCGCGUCCAAGGUUGUUUCUUCUCCACGGGUAUUUUUCAUAAUCAUUGUCUGCCGGCUAGUCAUCUUCCAAGCAGUAGCUUUUCAGAACAGAAAACAGUGUGUGUGUGGGUGGGGUUAUUUCAAAACAGCGAAAAAUAUAGAUUAGCCUACGGAUUCAUUAUUAGAACGCACUCAGAUUAUAUGAGAUACAUCAGAAAGUACUACUUAAAUAUUAUACUAAUGACGUGGGACCACCCGAACAGUAGUUUUGUUUCAAAGCUGUCUGUGAUACAUGUAUAAAACUUGUUGAAAAAAAUGUGUUUUAAUGAAUGUAUAUUUACGUAAUGUAUAUUUUUAUUACAUUUUCUUGUAAAUACACGUCAACUUAUGUGGACAGAUGAGGUAGAAGUACCCGGUAGAAAAA